Molecule: messenger RNA, 855 nt
Organism: Naegleria lovaniensis
Lineage: Eukaryota; Heterolobosea; Eutetramitea; Acrasida; Naegleriidae
Exons: 1
Coding region: 1-855 (284 amino acids)
Source: RefSeq, a predicted model, not a curated record
AUGCGUCUUCUUUGUAUUGAUAAAGGCUUUAGUUUUGCGUUUAAACAACAUUUGAUGAAAUUUAAACGAGAACGAUCAAACUUCCAGAAUAAUGGCUCAGUACUAGAAGAAGAAGAAAAUCAUACAAGUUUGGACGAUUCAAUGAUUGAAAGUAAGAUAGAAACCAUGAUGGUUCAGGUUGCUGAGCCGACCAGUUCCGAUAUUGAUUAUGAACAAGAUGAAGCUUUUAUGGAAAGUGUUCGAAAAAUUGAGAAGACAAUUUUGGAAUUUCAACCUAAUGUCUUGCUGUUUUCAAGUAGAGGAGGAAAAUAUGCAUGUAAAUUAUUGAAAGAUAAUAUAUGGAACGGCCCUUGUGUCAUGAUAUCAACAUUGAUCAUUUCAUCAAUGGUUAAUUUCGAAGAAACAAAUGCAACACUGGUUUUUGCUUAUGGGCAAGACGAAAAAACUGUACCAUUUCCAAUGAUUCAACAUUUGAAACAAUGUCACAACAAUAGAAUUGUAGUUUUGAGCUAUGCUAAUGAAAGUCAUUCCAUGAAUUCCCUGGUGAAUAUUGAGAAAGACGAAGAAACAUUUCAUUUACAUCAAGCAAUAGAACAAGUAAAAACUUUGACACAAGAAUAUCGAGAGAAAGAUGAUGACAUUAUGUUCGAGGGAAAACAAUUAUCUAUUCUUCAACUUGUAUAUUUAAGUUAUUUCAUUGCCCAAGAAUGUGAGAAAAAGAACAUUGUCAAGAAUGCCAAGCUGUUACAAAGCGCUCAUUCAACUUCCAAUUUUAGACCACAAGGAGCAGCGCCAAGCUUGUUAUUGAAUCCAUCCAUGUUGAAAGGAGGAUUAACACAACUUCGAAAGAUUUAG